Branchiostoma belcheri (Belcher's lancelet) is the source of this 6235-nucleotide messenger RNA. RefSeq names its product von Willebrand factor D and EGF domain-containing protein-like. NCBI's taxonomy places the organism in Eukaryota, Metazoa, Chordata, Leptocardii, Amphioxiformes, Branchiostomatidae. The record is from RefSeq and is a predicted model, not a curated record. The transcript has 32 exons. Gene Ontology annotation, molecular function: calcium ion binding. The coding region runs from base 149 to 5881 and encodes 1910 amino acids.
ACACCUCUAGAUCUGUGCGCUGUAACUGCGCAGUAACCAAACGUAGGAACAAGCUGUAUGUAGGGUCGACGGUACUAGAAGUUGUUCCAGGCAAGGAAGUCUUAAAUUCUUGAUCGUGCAUGAAGGCCAAUACAACUGGCAAAAAAGCAUGGUGCCAACAGACACGGCAGUCCUCGGUCGGGCACGUGUGUGUCUCCUGGCUGUGUUCUGCCUGGUGUUUUCGGGGUUUGUCGUAACGUCUGAAGGUUCUCAAUGGGUCCAAGUAUUUGGGACCGUGAAAGGGACCGGACAGACGGCCGUGGACGCCUGGAGUGCCGGCCCUGGUGAGGACGUCUUACACGAUAAAAGCCCUCUGGUGGAGCAAUGGGGAUCGCUUGGCAUCAAACGGGUGAGGAUCGUACUGGAGGCCUCCACUGGAGAUGUCGAGUUGAUCUUCAAUGGAGAAAACACAGACAAGUUCAGCUGGUUCUCCCAGUCUCGUCUGAUCUCCUCUCCGUGGAACGACAUUAAUACGGAGCCUAAAAACUUCUUUUCGGUUGCGGGAGACACCAAUCACCUACGAACAUUUUUCAUCAGUCGAAGCUACAACGGCUGUCCACAAGACUACGGUUGGCUUGUGUUGGGAGAGGGACACUCAUGCACAUGGGAGCAGGCAUCUGUUUCCCGAAGACCAAACAUUUUGUUUUCUCUGACAACUACGCACGUCAACUGGAAUGGCGGGAAUAAUGUUGGAAGAGCCAAUCGCAUGGUCAUUUACAUAGAAACGGAGGAAUGUACUGAGUGCGAACAAGUCUGCACGUAUACAAACAAUGAAUUCCAGUGUUCCUGCCAUGCCGGAUACACCUUAGAAGAAAAUGGCGCAUGUGACGACAUUGACGAAUGCUUGAUAGAAAAUGGCGGUUGUGAUCACAUCUGCACGAACACCGAGGGGAGUUUUCAGUGUUCCUGCAACCCUGGCUAUAUUUUGAAUACUAAUGGAUUGACAUGCGAUGAUCCAUGUCUAACGGCCACGCCCCUGUAUGAACCACACCGCAGUACUGUGUACGUCCCAGCCGGAUCAAACGUGGAUGAUGGGGGGUUAGAGGAAGGCUGGUACCGCUUCACUCAUGUAGGAGGCAGGAUGCCAACCAGCUGUGUACAGUCAGAUCACUGUGGUACAGCGUCACCGGUAUGGCUGAACGGAGAACACCCCACAGACGACAGCAUUGCUGAUCGAGUGGCGUGUGCCAAUACUGGAGUGUCCGGUGACUGUUGCACAGAACGGUACGACAUUCAAGUCAAGCGUUGUCCCACCCCUGGACAAACCUACUACGUCUACAAACUCGUACCGACCAACUAUGGUGAGGCGUACUGUGCAGGUAACAGCGUUCCCUGCCCGAAUGGUGAAGUGUACAACGUAUUCCACCGAACAUGUGGAAAUAUCAUCCCGUUGUUCUCUGACAACCCUGUUUUACAUCCACCUGAGUAUGACGUCAUCAACAAUCACGUGACCUUCACGUGCGAGGUUGAGUAUGACCCCGAUGACGUCACAGCCUGGUUUGACGUCAUGUUUCUGUUCGAUGACGUGUACUUCCCGGACGUGCCUACUGUGACUCUCACGGCGGGAAAAAGGCGCGCAAAGAUGGACGCCAGUCAUCUGGGUCUGAACCAGCUGUACACUCACUGGCCUGUCACUUGGCCUUCGAAGAUGGGGAAAGCUGUUUCCUGCCAAGUGAGGUCUUACUGGGAAGAUACGCCAGAGGUGAAAAGCGAGUGGCGUCAGAGCAACUCCUACUGGGCAGGCAUUGAGGCAGAAGACGUUGUCGUCAUCGAAGAGUCUGCUGACUACUACAAGUUGGAGCUGGCCAGUACCGUCCCGUUUGUCUGUAGAGGGGGAGCGCAGAGGGUGGGGCAGUGCUACGUAGACGUUCCCUUGGCAUUCGACGCAAAUGACGACGACGUCUGCGUAGCUCAACGCUGUCAUGUGAGGUUGUACGCCGACAGGUGGUCCGAAACGGAACAUAGACUGAAAGGAGAAGCCAUCAUGGUAGCCGUGAAAGAUGGACAGUGGGACGGAGACAAACAUAUGCUCAUCAACUUCGGAAGGAUCACCCACUCUCCGGUAACGUUAACCAUCCCACACAUCUUCCACGGCUACACACCACAGUUCAACAUCCAGGUUCGGACAGUUGAUUCCGUCGAAGCGACGUGCACGUACUCUGGCGACCCCCAUGGCAUUACGUUCGACGAGCUUACAGGAAAUUGGCUGAAACAAAUCCACGUGAUAUUACCUGGAGAAUUCGUUCUCUACAGGAGUACAAAACCAGGCCGAAAAUUCGAAGUCCACUCACGACACAGACGGUGCCGCUGGGAUUUCGACAUCUCCUGUAACUGCGGCGCGGCAAUCCGUGAGGGGAACGAUGUCGUGAUCGUUGACUACUGCCACAGGACGUCACCAAUGAUCCGGUACAAAACAGCGACAGGAGGACCCCUCUCUCCGGGCGUUAUAGUUAGUCAGGACGGCAAUGGACAGUACAUAAGGGUUACAAUGCCUUCUGGCGCCUUUGUGGAAGUCAUAGGGUCUGGGUUCGUCACUCUCCGUGUCCACGCGCCGGGGAUAGACAAGGGGUACACCGAGGGGCUCUGCGGGACCUUCGAUGGAAAUCCUGCCAACGACGCCAUGAUGCCGGAUGGCACCAUUUCUACCCACCAUAUCUGGCCGGACUGGCACAGGGACUUCUCCUACGCUUGGCGAAUUCCGCCCGGACAGAGCCUGUUUGACGUUGACUGUGUAGACGAGGUCAGCAGCCCCGUGUCUGAAUCAGACUUCUGCACGUGUGGCAGAGGAAACAGAAUCGAGUGCAGUCCGACUAAAACACGCAAAACUAACCAUCUAAACGCCGUCUUCAACACCAUACAACCAUUUCAAGACGCAAGGAAUAGAAACUGUGCAAGGAGAAGAAAGAGGGAUCUGGAAAACAUCGAAGACGACCCAGACUUGUAUAACGACGACGUUGAUACGACAGAAUACGAGUUCGACUAUGCCCUGGACUCGGAACCGGUUGUUAACAGCAUGUGGCCGACCCCCAACAGAGGAAUAACAGAAGAGGAGGCGAGGGGGAAGUGUCAGGGAGGAAUCUUAAACCUGACCAUUGCUGAAGCCUGUCGGGAUGUGUACGGUGUGGACAUCUUCUCUGGAGUGGACUUCUGCAUGGCGGAUGUUAAAGUAACUGAAGAUUUCCAGUAUGUUGGCAUCAUUGUACAACAGAUUCAAGCGGAAUGUGCCGAAAAGGCCUACAACAACGUCAGCCUGUACGAGACCAACGAGAACGGAACUUCGGUGCCUCCAGCCUUCAUCACUGAGAACCUGUGUCCGCGCCAGUGCAGUAACCAGGGCCGGUGUGUGAACAGUACGUGUGAGUGUGACGACGGUUACACGUCUGCAGACUGCUCCAUACAGGUCGGCAGGCCUCCUGUCGCGCUAGGACUGCCGGGUAACGGUCUGUGUGACGUCAGAAGCCGUCCCUGCAGGAAGACGUCCUUCUUCGCCGAACCCGUGAUGAACUCUGGGAACCUGACAUGCAGGAUCACCCAAGUUCAGAUACAAGAUGAUGGAAUAAAAACCGAGGCUAACUCCAGCGGACGAUCUGAGGCGACAUUCCGCAGUUUUGGGGAGGUGUCGUGCGCUCUGCCCAGGUCUCCUGUACGGGACGGGACACCGGACACCAAGGACGGCGCGGUGGCUCACGGGAUGCUGCUGUCCGUUAGUAACGAUGGCGACCGGUUCAGUGAGGAGUUGUUCUUUACCGUGUACGACUCCGUCUGUCAGGAGUGUACUCAGGGAGGGGCCUGUACAUGGAAGCCGGACACUUGCAUUAUCAGAGGACACUGCUUUAGAAAUGGAGACCCAAACCCGGACAACUGGUGUCAACAAUGUCUGUCCGACCUUUCCAACACCACGUGGUCUCAUCGUCAAGUCAACAGCCCUCCCAGGUUCACAAUGACCUCCAGCACGAUAAUCAAACUUCCAGAUGAAAGUCUGACCAUGACUUUGGGCGCCGAGGAUCCCGAGGGCAGACCCGUGACGUUCCUAACAGCGCCGCCUAGCAGCCCAACCCUGACCGUGCAGCCAAACGGGGAGCUGACAUGGACGGGUGAUCAACCCCUCUCCAUCAACGUCACCAUUACUGACGAGUGCGGCGCGUCUUCUGAACAGACGUUCCACCUCACCAUCAUGGCGUGUCCUUGUGAGAACGGAGGGUCGUGUGUGCCCGACAUGCCCCGUGGGCGAGGCUCCUACACCUGCGUGUGUCCUGGGUACACCGGGGACGUGUGUGAAACUGAGCUGGACGAAUGUCAGUCCAACCCGUGUGUGAACGGAACCUGUAUCGACCUCGUGAACGGCUACAACUGUACCUGCGCGGAGGGAUACAUCGGCAGCCGGUGUGACGUGACCGUUGACAACAUGUGUGCCCUGAACCCGUGCUUUCCCGACGUCUCCUGUAUAAACCUAGAGGACGGGGGCUACUCGUGUGGACGGUGUCCUUCGGGAUACGUCGGGAACGGAUACGACUGCGAGGACAUAGAUGAGUGUAAGUCUGACAUACAUGGCUGCCUGCACGAUUGUAACAACCUCCCCGGCACAUACGAGUGUACCUGUCCGGACGGGUUUGUGUUGAUUGGCGAUGACUGUAUAGAUGUGGACGAGUGUGGUUUAGAGCUGGACGAGUGUUCACACUACUGUACGAAUACGAAUGGCUCCUACACGUGUGGAUGUCCGGCAGGAUUCGCGCUAAACGCGGGCGAAAGGAACUGUGAAGACGUGAACGAGUGCGCCAGCUCCCCCUGUCAGAAUGGAGGUGAAUGUCAUGAUGGGGUUAACCAGUACACGUGUUCGUGUGCCCGCGGUUGGGUCGGAGCGCAUUGUGAGGAAGACAUAGAUGAAUGUAGCCUGACUAACCAUGGCUGUCACGAAUGUAACAACACUCCCGGGAGUUAUGAGUGUUCCUGUGCGGAAGGGUACGUGGUCGGAGCCGGUGGGACAUCAUGUCAAGAUAUUAAUGAGUGCCUCCUAGACGACGACGUGUGCUCGUAUGUAUGUAUCAACACCGAGGGGAGUUACUACUGCAUCUGUCCACCUGGGUACACACCUCAAACAGACGAAUGUUAUCAACCAACAGACCCACCAAUACAGAUAUCCACUGCAAUUGAAGAUGACUGUAGGUCGACCCCAUGCACGGUUGAACACCAGGAAUGUGUCGAAAAUGGAGGUAGCUACAUCUGUCGGUGUGCUGUAGGAUACUACUUCAUAAUCAUCGGCACUAAGGACACAUGCAGAGAAUCGCUUACGUAUGAAGCUGAACUGACAAUCGUGGCAAUCGGUGGAGUUCAGCAGAGCUUUAAAGCGGAGUUGGGAGACACAGAAUCUGCGGAAUUUGAGAGGAUGGCGUCAGUUGUUGAGGAUGCACUUGACGAUCAUUUCGAUGCCGGACUCCGUGCACGGUACAAGGGAUUGAAGAUCAAAUCCUUCCGGGCAGGAAGCGUCAUCGUCGGGUUUGACAUCUACCUGUCCCAGGGUCCCGCCUCCGUCAGCACUGUUACCCAGGCGUUCUACGGGAAUCUACAGGGCAACAACACCAUCGGGUCAUCACAAGUUACAAUCAUGCCAUCGUCUUUUAGAGUUUCUGAAGUCAACAACGACUCCACAUCUCCCUGGUACCACGAGCCGCUGUACCUGGCGCUGGUUUGUACCGGCUGUGCUGUUGCUGUCACCGCCGUUAUUGUGGCAAUGAUCUGCUGUUACACCAAACACAGCAAGAAACAGCACAAAGUACAUGCAGUUCCCCAUGCCGAACUUCCGCUGACCGAGAGGAAACUAAGCGGCGAAAAUAAGCAGUGUUAGUUGAGCCUCCCUACUGAUUGGUAAAGUUUGUUAAAGUUUGGUUAAGUUUUUUUAUUUUUUUCGAUUCUUAGAUAAGAUCAGAUUAGGUGUAAAGCCCCCAUUUCACCAGGACACUCUCACUGCGCUCAUCUUUGCUCUCUCUGCGAUCUGAAAUCGAGCGCCGUGAGUGCACCGUGAGAGCGCCGAGGUCGACAUGUUUUGUAUCUGAAUCACUGUUGGGGCCGUUGCGCGCUGUCAUGGCGCUCGCUUUACUCUCUCACGGCGCUCAUCCUCGGCUCUCCUCGUGCUCUUACGGCGCUCAUCGUUGCAUCGCCGUCCUCGGCGCUCUCACGGCGAUGGUAUGACGCCGUUCCA